Molecule: messenger RNA, 643 nt
Organism: Felis catus (domestic cat)
Lineage: Eukaryota; Metazoa; Chordata; Mammalia; Carnivora; Felidae
Product: tripartite motif-containing protein 15
Exons: 3
Coding region: 86-523 (145 amino acids)
Source: RefSeq, a predicted model, not a curated record
CAGUUGUCUUCCGCCCAAGCCUUCCCUUAGUGACCCUGCUCUGCUCAGAGGGACCGUUCCUCAGAGAUCUUCUCUCCCCAGGGACAUGCACUGGCAGGUGGGGGCUGCUCCUGUGCCAUUAGAGCACAGCAGGAGGCAUGGAGCAGAUGCCUUCUCCUCCUUCCCCACGGGGUCCCCAGGUCUGCCCUGGGGAGUACCUGUAAGAGAUGGCAAGUCACAUACCUUUCUAUUUCUGCUUCGCUCAGAAAGCCUGGUGCAUCAUCUGGAAACAGACUCAGGGGCCGGGACCCGGGACCCUCCGGCCGCCAGCUGGAGCACGGCCCUCUCCGAGGACAGGAAGCCGACGAGGUUCACCCGGGACCAGCAGGACCUGCCUCACUGCCCCUGGAGCUCCGAGGGUGUCCCCUUGGCGCUCGGCUGCCCCGGCGGCACCUCCGGGCGCCCCCGCGGGCAUGUGCAAGUGCAGCCCAGAGCCCGCGGAGGGCGUCCUAAUACAGUGUACGACGAACCAGCCAGACGCUGAAAACUUGAAAGGCAACGGAAUCAGUGACCGCGACACAAGCCUGUCCCUCCUUGUAACUCCGAGCUUCCUGAUUUACCAGACCCCACUGUUCAAUAAAGUGACAUUUGCUUUCGGGUCCAA